Messenger RNA from Chinchilla lanigera (long-tailed chinchilla), 2808 nucleotides. RefSeq names its product stimulated by retinoic acid 6 (gene Stra6). Bases 205 to 2217 code for a protein of 670 amino acids. The record is from RefSeq and is a predicted model, not a curated record. Lineage: Eukaryota; Metazoa; Chordata; Mammalia; Rodentia; Chinchillidae. Gene Ontology annotation, molecular function: retinol transmembrane transporter activity; signaling receptor activity. The transcript is spliced from 18 exons. Gene Ontology annotation, biological process: vitamin A import into cell. Gene Ontology annotation, cellular component: plasma membrane.
AAAAGGUUCCACCAGUGAGACGCAUGUGGCCUCCUUCCUGGAAACGCCAGGAAACAGCCCAGCUCCCCUCUCUUUCUCUGUGGGCUGCUGCCAUCCCCAUCUCUGCAGAUGUAGUGGGCAGAGGUGCAGAGGUCCUGGGGCAGGUGCUGAGGGCAGUUUUUUUUUCCUUCUCUUGUCUGGGGAUCAAAGGAGAAAGGCCCGAGAAUGUCCUUUUCCCAGGCAGCAGAGAACCAGACCUCUUCCAGGGGCACAGAUGACUACAGCAGCUGGUACAUCGACGAGCCCCUGGGGGGCAAGGAGCUCCAGCCAGAGGGGGAGGUGCCCUCCUGCCAGCCCAGUGUGCCACCUGCCCUGUGCCACGCCUGUCUGGCUGUGCUGUCGAUGCUCGUCUUGCUGCUACUGUCCUGGCUGCUGUUGUGCCGCCGGCUCCGGGCCGGCUAUGGGCGAGGAGGGCCUGCUCUGCCCAGCCCUGUGGAUUUCCUGGCCGGGCACAGACCUUGGGCCGUGUCUGCUGCUGUCUUCAUGGUCCUCUUCAGUGCCCUGUGCCUUCUGCUCCCCAGUGAAGACCCACUGCCCUUCCUGCCCCUCACCUACACACCUGGCCCAGGGCCCUGGAAGAUGCUGGCCCUGCUCUACUACCCUGUUCUGUACUACCCUUUGGCUGCCUGUGCCACGGCCAAGCACAGAGUUGCAUACCUGCUGGGGAGCGUGCUAUCCUGGGCCCACUUGGGCGUCCACAUCUGGCAGAGGGCUGAAUGUCCCCAGGCGCCCAAGAUCUACAAGUACUACUCCCUCCUGGCUUCCCUGCCUCUCCUGCUGGGCCUCGGCUUCCUGAGCCUUUGGUACCCAGUGCAGCUGGUACAGAGCUUCAGCUGCAGGACAAGGACAGGCUCCGAGGGGUUGUGGAACAGUGAUUCUGAGGAAUACCUGAGGAGACUUCUGUGCCGGAAGCAGCCAGGAGGCCGCUCCUGCCACACCUCCAAGCAGAGCUUCCUGACCUGGGCCUGGGAGUACUCCCGACGCUACAUCUACACCCCACAGCCGGGAUUCCGCCUGCCCUUGAAGCUGGUCAUCUCAGCCACCCUGACAGGUACCGCCACUUACCAGGACGUUCUCUGGCUCCUGCAGGUGGCCCUGCUGCUGCUGGCAAGCGUGGUGCCCACUCUGCAGAAGGUGCGGGCAGACGUCACCACGGAGGUGUCCUACCUGCUGGCUGGCUUCGGGCUGGUGCUGUCUGAGGACAGGCAGGAGGUGGUGGAGCUGGUGCGACACCAUCUGUGGGUGCUGGAAGUGUGCUAUGUCUCCGCUCUGACCCUGUCCUGCUUACUCACCAUCCUGCUCUUGGUCCGCUCACUGGCCACGCACAGGGCCAAUCUUCAAGCUCUGUACCGAGGGGCCACCCUGGAGCUGGGUCCCCCAGCACGGAAUAUUCACCCAUCCCGAAAAGUCAUAUUCUGCUGGAUGAGCUUCUGUGCCUACCAGGCUGCCUUCACCUGCCUCGGCCUCCUGGUGCAACAGAUUGUCUUCUUCCUGGGGACCACGACCCUCGCCUUCCUGGUGUUCAUGCCUGUGCUGCAUGGCAAAAACCUCCUGCUCCUGCGGUCCCUGGAGUCCUCCUGGCCCUUCUGGCUGCUCUUGGUCCUGGCUGGGGCUCUGCAGAAUGCAGCAGCUCGUUGGGUUUUCCUGGACACUCAACAUGGACACCCUGAGGUGACCAACAGGCGAGUGCUCUGUGCAGCCACCUUUCUUCUCUUCCCCAUCAACCUGCUGAUGGGUGCUGUGGUGGCCACCUGGAGAGUGCUACUGUCUGCCCUCUACAACAUGAUCCACCUCAGCCAGAUGGACCUCAGCCUGCUGCCCCUGAGAGCUGCCACUCUGGACCCUGGCUACCACACAUACCAAAACUUCCUGAAGCUGGAGGCCAGCGAGUCACAUCCAGCCGUGACAGCCUUCAGCGCCCUGCUCCUGGAAGCACAGAGCCCCCGGGCCCGGGCCCGAUCCCCAGCAGCUGCCCAUGGCAGCCUCAAGCCAGGGGAGGAGGAAGAAGGGAUGCAGUUGCUGCAGACAAAGGACCCCAUGGCCAAGGCCACAGGGCCCCGUUCUGGCCGGAGCUGGGCCCGUUGGGGUGUGGCCUACACGCUGCUGCAUAACCCGGCCCUGAAGGCCUCCCGCAAGGCAGCCCUGGCUGGAGCCCAGGCCAAUGGCGUCCAGGGCUGAGGACCACCUGACCCCACACCUCCCUAGCUCUCCUGCCCCACCCCAGGUGGGCAGCUCCUCCUUUUUAGCAGCUGGGCCAGCACAUCCUGUCCUGGGAAUCAUGGGUCCUGGGGCCAGCGGGGGACUAGGGUGGCUGAGGUUGGGUGGCCCUGGGAACACCACCCAGGGUCUGGUGCUCAGCUUUGGUCCAGGAGCCAGCAGAGCAGGGGCCCACAAGCCUGUCUCCCCUGCUUAGCUGGGCCACUAGCUUUGCAGAGACCCUGGAGGCCCCCUGACAGGGCUGGUGAUCAGGGUCAGGACAGCCCAGCUCCUAGCUUACCAGCCUGAGCCUCAGCCUGGGCAUCCCCCUUCUGUUUCCCCGCCCUUCCCCAAGCCUCCUCUCUCCUCCCUGUGGCUGGCGGCUCCACUCCUUGGGUCCCCAAGGCAGCCCAGGACGAAGACCUGGCCUCUGGUCCCAGCAGCUAAACCACAAUUUGAGCCAGGCUCAGGGCUGAGCGGCCCGCUCCUGAGACCCAGGUGCUUAUAGUUGCUUUGCCUUAGGGAUGAUGAGAGGGCUGAGUGUGUUCCUGGUAAUAAACCUGUCCCCGAGAA